Molecule: messenger RNA, 452 nt
Organism: Hyaloscypha bicolor E
Lineage: Eukaryota; Fungi; Ascomycota; Leotiomycetes; Helotiales; Hyaloscyphaceae
Exons: 1
Coding region: 109-396 (95 amino acids)
Source: RefSeq, a predicted model, not a curated record
CAAGUAUCCCAAGCUCGUGUUGAGCUCCAAGCCGCCUUUACUCGCUAUCAUCUCAACAAGUCGAACCAAAAACCAGAUGUCUCCACGUGAACGAAACAUCGAGGCAAAAUGUACAGCAAGUACAACAUUAACCUACGAGAUAUUGGAAAGAUUGAUAUGGGAUUGCUCCAGGUUGCUACAGCUGAUGUCGUCGCGACAACCUCCUUCAUGCUUGUCUUCAUUGCCGCUGAUCCUCACGUAACCCAAAUUCUUCGUCAAGAAAUCCAGUCAGCCAUUGUUGGCUGGACUGGACAGCACGGAAAGAGAACGAUAACGAUUGAAGUCUCGGCCCUUGAGAUACUCUACCCGCGGCUUGCCUCACGCGAUCCAUUGUGCCAAGCCCGAAUGGGGUCAUGAAUCUGAUCAUUUGAGGAGCGGCAAUAUUGCUUAUCACGGACCAGGAGCAAGGCUAU